Molecule: messenger RNA, 813 nt
Organism: Drosophila biarmipes
Lineage: Eukaryota; Metazoa; Arthropoda; Insecta; Diptera; Drosophilidae
Product: circumsporozoite protein-like
Exons: 2
Coding region: 1-813 (270 amino acids)
Source: RefSeq, a predicted model, not a curated record
AUGGAGCGCAUGUGGCGAAAAGUGAAUCACAGUUUGCGCAACACAUCCAAAUCACAGUCACAGCAGCCGUCAGGUGGCGAGGCAAUCGCCGGUGGUGGUGCCGGCACAGGAGCCACUGCAGCCACACCCCAAUCCACGGAUACGAUUAGUUCGGCGGGUGGCUUUGGCGAUGGUCAGCUGGUGGUCGCCGUGCAGGGAUUGCCCAGCGGUGGUGGCGGAUCAGGAAUUGGCGCCACCGGCGGCAGCAAUGCCACGGGCAGACGCCUGGCCAGCAGUGGCGGCGGUUGCAACAAGUCCCUGAGCCAGCAUGUCCUGCAGACACGUACCGCAUCCUCGGAGCGCCGCAGACGACGCAGGCGGAAGAGUCGACCUCGACGCGGAGGCGGAAUGGGAGCAGUCACCAGUUGCGUCGGGGAUCCCGGCGGCGAUAAUAUGUCUUCCUCGGGCGGCUUCUACACCCUGAAGGAGCACCAGCACUAUCGCCCCAGUCACCAUCAUGGCGGGGGCGUUUCCGGCGGAGGAGGCGGCUCCUCGCGGCGUCUGUUCGCCACUUCGGCGCCCAGCGGCACGGUGAUGAUGUACCCGAAUCCCCAGCGCGCCGCGGCCCUGGGACCAUCUGGAGGAUCUGGUGCCGGACAGGCAUCCACUUCGGCGGGAGGAGGAGGAGGUGGAGCUGGAGGAGGAGCGGCCGGAUCUGGAGCUGGAGGACCGCCGGACAUCUCGCUGCGACAGCGGGCGGUGGCCAAGUUGCGCAUGUUCAACUUCCACCUCAACUGGGAUCUGCACAUGACGCACUGCAAGCCCUGCGGGUGA